CAGAGGGAGAUGAUCGGUGGAUAGAAUUCUCCUUUCAUUGCGGCUGCCGUGUAAACGCCUACUACCACAACCACAGGCCUUAUCAUCGUCAGGCAUCAGAAACCAAACCAACUUUGUUUAUUUUGGUGGCUCUAACAGGUAGCAGGCGAUGUAGGUGAAACGUUCUGCACUGACAGGUAUGAUUGGAUAUUACCAGCUAAUGCAUGUUUGAACCAACUGAGGAAAAUAUGAAGCCUUUCGUGUCAUAGUUCAACUUUGACCUGAAUGAACCUACAAUUAUAGAUUCAAUUCAAAUGCAAACUCAUCGUUUCCUUGGGAAAUUGGUGUUAGACUCAUAGCCGUUCUUGUUGAGGAAGUCACCCAUUGGAUUCUAUCAAAUGUCACCAUUGUUGCUGUAACGUCAAAAAAUGUUGCAUUGAGUUACUGAAUAUCAACCAGCACUUUAGGAAUCUUGUAAGGAUCAUUAUUCCACAUAUUCCGUUAUUUUAUCAUGGGAGACCACACGGAACUUCUGGCAGAAAUGCCAUCCUUGGAGAAAAUGAGUAUUCAAGAUCGAAUUAAACAUGCUAAAAAACGACGACAACAACAGCUGAAGCGUUACAAUCAGUAUGAGAAAGAUCAAACUAAAAAACUUCGUAAAGGUCUUGCAGAAGAAGAAAUGAAACGAGAACCGAAAAUAUCUUUCAUAGAAAAUGUCACAUUAUUGGAAGCUGCUGCACGGGGAGAUGUAGAGGAAGUUAAGUAUCUGUUAGAAAACGGUCUGGAUCCAAACUUGGGAAAUGAAGAUGGAUUGACAGCUUUACACCAGUCUUGUAUUGACAAUAAUGAGCCGAUGAUGAAGCUGCUGUUAGAACAUGGUGCUGAUGUGAACAUCAUUGAUCGGGAGCUGUGGACGCCGCUGCAUGCUGCCGCCACCUGUGGCCAUAUGCACCUGGCCGAAUACCUAAUUAGUCAGGGAGCUGACCUUCUUGCCAUUAACUCCGAUGGGAAUAUGCCCUAUGACAUCUGUGAGGAUGAUACUACUCUGGAUUAUAUAGAAGGCCAAAUGGCUAAAAGAGGAAUUUCACAAGAACAAAUUGAUGAUUUACGUGAUGUAGUUCCGCGGCAGAUGUUGACCGAUGUUAAACAGCACUAUGAUAAUGGUUUUGAUCUGGAUGCUGCAGACAACACGGGCACAACAUUGCUUCACAUAGCAGCUGCCAACGGUUAUCUGGAUGUAGCUGAAUGGCUGUUGGAGCAUCAUGCCGACGUUAACGCUUUAGAUUCUGACGGUUGGCAGCCGAUCCACGCCGCUGCGUGCUGGGCACAGAGCGAUAUGUUAACACUUCUCGUGAAGUAUGGAGCUGACUUGGAGUCAAAAACAAAAAAUGAUGAAACUCCAGAUGAUAUCUGUGAAGACGAAGACAUCCGAGUCAUCUUGACCCAAUUAAAGAUGGAGCAAGUAGAAGAAAAAGCAAAACGUAGUAAUUUAGUACGGCGAUCAUCAAGUAAAAACAGGAGAAGUGCAUCUGUUCGAAGAAGCAGCAAGAGAGAUAAAGAUAAGAUAAGCCGUCAAGAUGCCAGAGCAGAAGCUGAGUUCAUUCACAUAUUUUCCGAGGAUUUAGAUUCUGAAGAAAUUUCAGCAUUAAGUCCAACAGACGACAACACCACACCUCCUUACCCAAUUACGCAAAAUGGUGUGGGUGAGCCGGAUGAGUCAGGAUCCAGACCAAUGUCUGUCAUUCAAGAAGAGAAUAACGGUGUCGUACAGAUAACUGCGCAGGAGCCCCAGCAGACGCCAUUAGUCAAGAAACCACGCUCAAUCCUCAAGAGACAUGAUGAGUUAGCAAUACUACAUGAGGGUGGCAAACUUAUUACUCUCGACGAAGAUGCAGUUAGAGAAAGAGAACAAAAAGAACGUGAUUUAGAACAUUUAAAAGAGAAAGAAAAGGAGAAUGUACUGAAGAAAGAAAAAGAAAAAGAGGCUUUGAAGAAAUCGAAGGAAGAUGCAAAGAGAGAAAAGAAACGAUUAGAUAAAGAGCACAAAAAAGUUGAACAUGCGAAAUCAAAGAAAGAAAAAGGGAAGCAUAGUCGAUUCAGUUGGGCUGCUUUUGGGUUAUCAAAAUCUGAGAAAUAUCAUCAAGAAAAAUAUAAUAGUGGUAAUCAUGAAACUCUAUCAGAACUUAAAAGGCAGCGAUCAUCGUCACACCCACAAGCUCAUUUCAAACCCACAGAAAAUCCACCCACGACAGAGAAAGAAUCUCAGGAAAUGGAUAAUAAUACGGAAAUAAAUCCAGGACAGAAACGUCGGUGGAGUAGGAAUUUAAACAUCCCCACCGCUAAUAGCAGCGGCAGUUACUCCCUGAAAGACUCAAGCCUUCCACGUAAAGAAUCGCUAACUGACUCAAAUGGUAUAGGUGAACACCACAACUCUGAAUCAACUAAUGCAGCAGAACCCAACGCGGUGGUUAUAACCACAGGAAGUGAUCCCCCGCUGAAGCGGUUCACAGCCAUCGAGCCAGAAGUCAUAGGAGAAAAAAGUGUUUGUUGUAUACUGAUGUGAGUCUGGUCUGUGUGAGACCAUUUUUUAAAUAACAGCAUGAAGAUCUUAUAAAUGAUUAAAUUAUUAUCAUUGAUCUGAAUGAUACAAAGUUUACUGUAUAAGAGCAAAUAUAUGAUAUAUUUCAUGUUUUACCAGAAACAAAACAAUUGAGUUAUAUUUACUGAAUUUGGAAUUAUUGCAAAUGGUCUUUUGCUUGUUUGUAAUUCAUACAGAAAACAUAAAACUUAAAUGCAAGAUAAUGAUUUUUAUUGUUAUUCGUAAGUGCCUCCACUAUGUUGACCUUUAUGUUACAUUGUAUUCAUCAACCAGCCAUAACAUUGUCUCUCUGUUAUUAAUAACUUGUGUAGAGCCAAAAUGUAUAUUGUCAAGCAGAAGGUGUUUUAUAUGUACACGCUACAUUUGCUUAAGAGCUUUGCCUAACACGCUUAAUGGUAUGAAGCAUCACACAUUAUAAAAUGUAUCAGAAUUCAGACUCGUCUUGGAUGCUAUUUUUAAAGAUCAUUUUCAACACAUGAAUAUUUGAUUUUUGUCUAAGAAAAUGUAUCUCGGUGACAUUUCAUUGAAAGUGACCUACAUUCACAAUGAUCAACUACUUUAAAAACAUCACAUCAUUUAAAACAAAUUUAAAUCAUAUAAUUAUGAUAUUAGAUAGGCAAGAAAGAGUUUUAAAAAUUUCAUAUCUAUUAAAUCAAAAGGUAUUAACAAAUUAUAUUUUUUAAAACAUAAUUUUAUAAAUACAAUAGAAAUUAUUGGAUUCAACAUUUUGAAAAAAAAAUGAUUGAAAAGUAGGUUGAAUCACUAUAAAUAUAACAAAUGUGAUGCAUUAAUAUUCUGUACAGAAAUUCACUACAAAUUUUGAAGGGAAACAUUAGUAUAUGUUAAUUACAGUAUAUGAUAUAGGUGUGAUGUACUUACAUGUAAAUUAAUAAAUUAAAUAAGACUUAUAGAUACAGUGGUUAUUUUCAUUUGGAGGAAGUAUAUCGAGGUAAAUCCAUUAUAUUAAAAUGUAAGUAAACUAAGUCAACAUUAAAAAAAUAAAUUUAGUUGUCCAUUGUAUUUUUCUAUAAUACAUAUAAGCAUAAAUAGGUCAUGUAUUUUGUGACAUUUUAUUAUUUUAGUU
Molecule: messenger RNA, 3662 nt
Organism: Anneissia japonica
Lineage: Eukaryota; Metazoa; Echinodermata; Crinoidea; Comatulida; Comatulidae
Product: protein phosphatase 1 regulatory subunit 16A-like
Exons: 11
Coding region: 491-2542 (683 amino acids)
Cellular component (GO): cytoplasm
Molecular function (GO): protein binding; enzyme inhibitor activity; phosphatase regulator activity
Source: RefSeq, a predicted model, not a curated record